CAGAGAUAUUGGAUAUUGGACUGAAAUGCUCGUAGCCUAAAUUUGUGCGUUACUUUGUCACGGAUUAUUUUGAAGACCUCAACAGCUCAGCGCAAUCUUCGCUAUCAUCGGAAAAGUUGGCUGCAUAAGUCAUCUAGUUUCUGUCAGUGCAAUUAAAAUGUCACAUGUUUUACGUAAUGUACAGUUCUCCCAUCAUUUGAAUUCAUUCAGACGUUAUCUCAAACCUUCAUUUCUGAACCACUCAAGAAAGUUUAAUGAAAACUCUACUCCUGCUUCCACGAUAGUAAACGUUCGAUUUGUUGAUCGGAACGGUAGCAUCAGACAUGUUGAAGGGGCAGUUGGAGAUAAUUUAAUGAUAUUAGCCCGCCGGCAUAAUGUUGAAAUAGAGGGGGCUUGUGAAGGUUCUCUGGCAUGUUCUACUUGCCAUGUCUAUAUUGAUCAAAAAUUUUAUGAUCUGCUCCCACCUGCUUCUGAGGGAGAGGAAGAUAUGUUAGAUCUAGCUGUUUUCCUACAAGAAAACUCUAGGUUAUCUUGCCAAAUAAUGCUGACCAAAGAACUAAAUGGGAUGACAAUCACUUUACCAAAGGCUACACGAAAUUUCUAUGUCGAUGGACAUAUUCCACAGCCUCAUUAAUUGUCAUCAUCUUAAGAUAACUUUAUGUAUAUUGUAUAUAGUAGUACCAUCAUAGGAAUUAAAUAAAAGAAACAUUAUUUUCUGCAACUUGUUUCUUCUGCAUUUCACUGUAAUAGUCAAUUUUCAAUUGGCAUGUUGAUAUUUUUCAUUGUUAUAUUUUUUUGGUUCCGUUAUCGUAAAUUUAUUGAUAUACCACAUUUCAAUCUGAUUUAUUACACCAUCUGUUUAUUACGAAAGCAUGUUAUUUAAUUCAGCCUUAUUUAACUUAAUUUUUUCAUUAGCAGAGCAUAUAUGUACAACUCCAUCAUACUCCUAAAAAACGAAUCACUGAUUCAUUUAGAUAGCUGCAUAGUGUUUAUUCAAAU
Molecule: messenger RNA, 999 nt
Organism: Schistosoma rodhaini
Lineage: Eukaryota; Metazoa; Platyhelminthes; Trematoda; Strigeidida; Schistosomatidae
Source: the annotation of a GenBank genome assembly